UUGAGAGAAACAAAAUGGAUUGCGUUUGAUUUUGGAAAAAGUAAAAUCCUAAAGAAAAGUGCUAAAUUUCGGUAGUUAUUCCUAAUUUUACCGGAUAAAAACUAGUGACUUUGGUACAGUGACGUGUGUCCUUUGGAAAAUCAGUCUUUGACCUCGGAUAUUUAUUGAUAUUGGGUGAUUUUGGAGUGUUUUUCUAGGCGUAGAAAUUUUGUACGUGUACUCCAUUAUUGAGUGCUCUGGUAAAUUUAAUCUACCAGAUUUUUCUUAAGGUUGGCCGACAGAGAAUGUCCUGGUCGAACAAUUGGCAAGCGCAACCUCAAUAUGCAGGCUACUCGACGGCACCGCCGCCUCAAACUCAAGCUGUCCAUGCCCCAAAUGCGGCAGCUCCACCGGCCACCGGUUCCUACCAGGCAAUGACUCCGGAACAGUACGCCCAGUGGCAGCAAUGGCAACAGUACCAGCAGCAGUACGCCCAGUGGCAUGCCCAGUACGGCGAUGCCUAUGCCCGGCAGAUGGGAAAACCGGUGCCAGCCGCUGCCCAAGCGCCAAUGUCCAUGAAUUUCAAUACUAGCGUUCCGCCACCGCUUCAACAACAACAACAGCAACAACCAAUGCAUUUUCCUCCGCAACCAAUUGCAGCUCCAUUGCCCGUUGCUAUGCCCGUAGUGCCCCCAGCAAUUCCCGUUGCACCGGUUCCGAUUCCGGUUCCAACACCGGUGAUGCCUCCGAUUCCUGUUGCGGCUGCACCUCCGCCACCUCCGGAACCACAUCCGGAUACUGUGGCUGCGGCUAAGGCACCACCGCCACCCGAUGAUGACAGUCAGAAAACUUCGGAAGAGCUGGCCUUUGACGAACAGUUUCGCCGCUGGGAGGAAGAGUUUGACAACUGGAAACUGAAGAACGUCAAUCAUCCGGACCGCAAUGCGUACCGGGAGUACGAGCGCAAAUUCGAAGAAUGUCGUAAAAAGUUACUCGAAAGACGCGAUGCGUUGAAACAGAAGCGGCUGGCCGAACUGGAGGCCCGCGCCAAGCAACAGCAGCAACAGCAUCAGCAGAUCAACACGCAAGCUCCACCGCCGCCACCACCGGAAGAUCGUGGUUCAUCUGGACCGGAGGUCGGUUUGUUCAAGAACGCGAUGGGCGGCGGAGGUUUGGGUGGAGGUGGAAUUCCCGGGUUGGAUCUGAUCGAAACUGAAAUCGAACAUCAGAAGAGCACCGAAGAAGUAGUUGAGAUAAUUAAUCUCGAUGCAGAUGAUAGUGAGCGAAAGUUCGAGGAGCCUCCAGCUGCAAUAGAAGGUGUGAAAGCACCGGUACCAAUCGCACCUGUAAAUGCUUUGGCUUCGCUACUCAAAGAUCCCAAAGUCAGUGCUUUGUUGAAUGUAAUUCAAAGUAAUAAUCAAGGUGGUUUAGCGUCAAAUAUACCAAAUGUAGGAAAUUCUGAUUUAUUGCAAAAAAUUCAAAAUGCUGCCGGAGCUGUAAUCAAUCCGAAUCAGAACGGAAAUUCGGUGCCAUUGCCGAAUUUGACCGAUGAUCGCAGCCGAUCCUCGUUCCUAGAUGAAAGACGCUCUAUUUAUUCAAGUGAAGAUCGCAGUCGUGAUUUCGAUGAGAAUCAGCCAGCGCCCAACAAGGAGUAUGGACAGCCUCCUCCAGGGGUUGGUAACUUUGGGCAAGGCCCUCCACCAAGCGGUCCUUUCGGGCAAGGUCCACCGUUGAGCGGUCCAUUUGGCCAAGGGCCUCCUCCGGGUGGCUCAUUCGGACAAGGUCCACCACCGAGGGGUCCAUUCGGACAAGCAGUUGGGGGUUUUGGUCAAGGUCCACCACCGGUUGGCGAUUUUCGUCACGGACCGCCACCAAUGGAUUUCAAACAAGGCCCACCACCAAUGGGUGGAGUUCAUCGGCAAGGACCACCUUUCAAUCAGUAUAAUUCCAGUGUACCCCCACCACCGUUAGGUGUAGACAUCAGCCGACCUCCGCCGAUGAUGGGAAUGAAUGCAAAUGCGGCACUUACACCGGCCGAACGACCUUCACCUGCUUCAAGCAUCAGUAGCCAAAAAGAUCGCAAUUCUCGUUGGGGUGGUAAUGAAGCCAAGGAACCCGAGCAGAAACCGAUGCCGGAAGUUUCGAAAUCGGCUGAUUUUGAGAUAGAUACAAAACACUAUGAAGGUCACUUGGACGAGUUGCAGCUUGAUCCGGAGGCUGGGCUUUGUGCUGUACCAAAACCUGAAUGGAUGACUGAGGAAGAGUACGACGAAAUAUUUGACCGGUAUGAGCAUAUCGAGGUGUUCGAAGAACGUAAAUACAAAAUGGAAUGGUCGAUCCGAGUCUUGGAGCAGGAAAAAAGAAGGAAGGGAUUGUUACCGGGAAAUAAUCGUUCCAAUGAUCGCGGAAGACGUGGAGGAGGUCGUGGGGGUCGUGGAGGUCGAGGAGGCCGCUUUGAUGUGGAUGAAAGAGAGGGCGGAGGCUGGGGAGAUCGAGAUGGGGGCCGAGGUGGAAGUCGAUGGUCGAACAACAAGGAGGGACAAAAUGCUCAACGAAACGAUGGAAGGUUUGAUAACCGAGCCAAUUCUUUCGGCAAUAAAGAUUGGUCAAACAAUCAGGAGCCUAAUCCCUAUCUGGAGGGAAGAACCGAAUCACCACAUGGUAGCGAUAUGUUGUGCAGUAAUGAUGAAUCUUCUAAUCAACAACGUCCAGAGAAGAAAAUUGGAUCCGAAGAAAUCGAAAAACCAUUCGGAAUCAAUGAAGACUCGAAUCCACGACGCUCGGAGGAAAGAUUCGGGCCUCAGCAGCCUCAACGAAAAACGUUCGGGAAUAUUGAAGAUUCCAAUCCACGACGAUCGGAGGAAAGAUUCGGACCUCAGCAUCCUCAACGAAAAACGUUUGGGAACAUUGAUGAUUCGAAUUCACGACGAUCGGAGGAAAGGUUCGGACCUCAGCAGUCUCAACGCAAACCGUUCGGAAAUGAUUUCGGCUCCACGCCAAAUGAACAACGUCUGGGGGGCGGAAGGUUUGAUCCGCAAAUGAAACGCCGGAAUCCAUUCGCUGAGGAGGACGAUUAUUUCCGACCGAAGCAGGUCAUUGACUACUCCAACGGGGCCCCGAAGGUGAUCGACUAUGGACACAACAGCGGUGGUGGAGGGAACCAAAGCGAUAGUGACAGAUGGAAUGUCCAUGGCGAUCAGGACGAUAGAAGGAUGUUCAACGAUUUCGGUGCAAACCGUGGACGAGGAGGUGGCCCCGGCAGACGAGGUGGCGGACGUGGAGGACGUUUCCAAGACGAGGAUUUCCGACCGAACCGUUUCGAGUAUAACCACAACAGUGGUAGUGGUGGUUCUGGACGCGAUGAUAAUUUUAAUAGAGAAAGCAGAGACCAGUCAGGAAACUACUCGACCAAUUCAACCAGCCGGCUGGCGGAGAUGCACAACAAUCCGAAGCCUGAGGAAAGCAACCCAUGCUAUCCGAGUAAGUUUAUCCUGAUGAAUGAUAAUCGCCCGAAUUGUCCCAGCACGAAACGUGGCAAACGUGCUUCCUCAAUCCGGAAGCAGAAGCUGAAACAACAGCACCAACAGGAACAGGAUCAGUACCAGAGUUCUAAUGACGAUUCUUUCUCAGAAACCGGCAGCCAGCAACAAGUUCAAAAGGAAGAAGAGGGUCAUAUUGAAAAUACAGAAGCAGCAAAGCCGCCACUGCCAAACGACUACGAGUUGGAAAUUACCAGGGAACCGAUCGAUCCGAAGAAUCCUAACCUGGCAGGUGCGGGUCCGUACAAUCUGCCUCCGGUUCCAGUAGCACUUAUUGAAGAUCUGUUGCUUCCACCUGCACGUUUCCGACGACCCCAGCGGAUAUGUAUCAUCUUCCGCGGUCUUCCGGGCAGUGGCAAAUCCUAUCUGGCGCGUAUGAUCAAGGAAUGUGAAGUCAAAAAUGGCGGCUCAGCUCCUCGAGUGCUCAGCAUCGACGAUUACUUCCUGGUGGAAAAGGAAGUGCGCGAGCCAGACCCGGUGACGGGUCGACAAAUAACAGUCACCAAAUCCGAGUAUCAAUUCGAUCCGGAAAUGGAAGAAACUUACCUGAAAAAUAUGGUAAAAGCAUUUAAGCGGACGAUCACAGAGAAGUUGUUUAAUUUUAUUAUAGUUGAUUGUAUUAACGAACGAAUGGAACACUACAAUGAAUUCCAUAACUUUGCUCGAAGCAAUGGCUUUAAGGUCUACACGUGCACGGUUCAGGAGGAAAUUGACCAGUGUGCAAAGCAAAACAUUCACAACCGGACCGAGGAAGAGAUUCAGGUUUACGCCAACAAUUGGGCACUCAGUCCUGCCAGCCACGUGCAAUUGAAUGUUUGUCUGCUCCUGAACCCACCGGACGAAGAAGGACCGCCCGAGGCGGCUGACAUGGAUCUUUGCACGGAGGAAGAUGACGGUUCCCUGCAGCAGCAGCAGCAGUUUUUCGCCGGAGACGACGACCAUUUUCCGCCUGCUGGCAAUAAUCCCGUCGUCGGACAGGAAGACAACCUAACCGAGCAAGACAUAGAUGAAGAUUCGAAUGUCGAUGCCCCCGAGAUUGGAUUUUUCACCAGUAAAUGGGACACCGAUACGACCGAGCAGAACUUAGCCCGUUUGGAUGGGAUCAGCAAACCACCGCGCCGGCCACCGACGAUAGAAGACUAUCUGCAGAGCGAUGAUGACUACGGGGACGGGUACGGCAAUGAGCGGCCGUCCGGAGGCAAGAAGCGGGUUCGCUGGGCUGACAUCGAAGAGCGCAAGGCUCAGCGGAAGAUGCGCCAGAUGGGCUUCGUCGUCGGUCACACCGAUUGGUCCCGGAUGAUGGAUCCGACGCAGGGCGGUAGCGCCCUCACCCGAACCAAGUACAUCGAGCGGGUGCGCAGAAAUUACUAAGAAAGAACACGUGAGCGUGAGCAGAGCAGAAUAUUUUUAUCACCAGAGCCGGAAAAAACCGGAAGGUCAUACAUUCACAAAUUAAGAAAUCGGUUGCUAGUACCUUCCCAGGGGCGGUACCAAAACCUAGACAAGCAACAAUUUUUUACACUAAACAGGAAAGACUAACUCAUGGUAUCCCUUUGAUGUGGUAUUCUCGGAAAGUAAUCGCAUAAAUCAAGAAACCUCUCAAAUUUUGUCGUCACUGUCGUUUGCCACUUUGGAUAAACCAAAUUAUCUUUGGAUAGUUCAGCAAAUAAAAAAAAGAAGUAAAAAAAUACCACGUAAUAUAUAUAAAAAAAAGAAUAAUAGAAAAACCAGUUUUUAUUGUGCUUGAGUUUAUGAUUUCGGUUUUGCACAUGUUGGCCGAUAUGUGGAAGGGUGAUUGGUUGACAUUUAACUUAAUGAAUGCAAUGAACAAAUUAAUAAAACAAAAAUUCAUACUAUAGAGGACAAAUGGUUUUUCCCCGAAUGCGAUGUGAAACAGAUGAGUAGCGAAAGUGAAAUAAAACAUACUACACUACUAAAUUUA
Molecule: messenger RNA, 5460 nt
Organism: Uranotaenia lowii
Lineage: Eukaryota; Metazoa; Arthropoda; Insecta; Diptera; Culicidae
Exons: 7
Coding region: 285-4889 (1534 amino acids)
Biological process (GO): regulation of telomere maintenance
Cellular component (GO): nucleus
Source: RefSeq, a predicted model, not a curated record